GGCAUCGGUCUGCAUUGAAGCUGCUGCCAUUUUAACGAACUGUGAGCAAUGCGAGCGAGGCCGCACAAAGAGUCUGCAGUCUGCACGAAUAAACAAUGCUUUAAUAUUUAGUCUGCGGCUAGUGCAUUUGUAAUUGUUAAACAGUCGACAGGUUUUUAUUUGGAUCACAUUCAUAUUUCAUCAUGUCUACCGAAACUGCACCAGACCAGGCGGCAGAGUACAUCCCAGAGAAGGUCAAGAAAGCAGAAAAGAAGUUGGAAGAAAAUCCAUAUGACCUCGACGCGUGGAGCAUACUGAUUCGAGAAGCACAGAACCAAGCCAUAGACAAAGCAAGGAAGACAUAUGAGCGACUUGUCGCCCAGUUUCCCAGUUCGGGCCGAUUCUGGAAACUUUACAUUGAAGCUGAGAUCAAGGCUAAAAACUAUGACAAGGUUGAAAAGUUAUUUCAGAGGUGCUUGAUGAAGGUCCUGCACAUUGACCUGUGGAAGUGUUACCUCUCAUAUGUCCGUGAAACCAAAGGAAAACUGCCCAGCUAUAAGGAAAAGAUGGCACAAGCUUAUGAUUUUGCUUUGGAUAAGAUAGGAAUGGAAAUUAUGUCCUAUCAGAUUUGGGUGGAUUACAUCAAUUUCCUCAAGGGGGUUGAAGCCGUGGGCUCGUACGCAGAGAAUCAGCGCAUCACGGCCGUCAGACGCGUGUACCAGAGAGGCUGUGUCAAUCCCAUGAUUAAUAUUGAGCAACUUUGGAGGGAUUACAGUAAAUAUGAGGAGGGCAUAAAUGUGCAUUUGGCCAAAAAGAUGAUUGAAGAUCGGAGCAGGGACUACAUGAACGCCAGGAGAGUCGCUAAGGAGUAUGAGACGGUGAUGAAGGGUCUAGACCGAAACGCCCCAUCAGUGCCGCCCCAAAACUCCCCACAGGAGGCCCAGCAGGUGGAGAUGUGGAAGAAAUACAUCCAAUGGGAGAAGAGCAACCCACUGCGCACCGAAGACCAGACACUUAUCACGAAAAGAGUUAUGUUUGCCUAUGAGCAGUGCCUUUUGGUACUUGGACAUCAUCCUGACAUCUGGUACGAAGCUGCCCAGUACCUGGAACAGUCCAGUAAACUACUGGCAGAAAAAGGGGACAUGAAUAAUGCCAAGCUGUUUAGUGAUGAGGCAGCUAACAUUUAUGAGCGUGCUAUAGGAUCUCUGCUCAAGAAAAACAUGCUACUUUACUUCUCCUUUGCAGACUAUGAAGAGAGUCGGAUGAAACACGAGAAGGUUCAUAGUAUAUACAACCGCCUCCUUGCGAUAGAAGAUAUUGAUCCUACCUUGGUCUACAUUCAGUACAUGAAGUUCGCUAGAAGAGCUGAAGGCAUCAAGUCUGGCCGAACCAUCUUUAAAAAAGCCAGAGAAGACCUUCGGACACGGCAUCAUGUGUACGUUACUGCUGCUCUUAUGGAGUACUACUGCAGCAAGGACAAAUCUGUGGCCUUUAAGAUAUUUGAGCUUGGACUGAAGAAAUACGGCGACAUUCCUGAAUACAUUUUAGCCUACAUUGAUUACCUCUCUCACCUAAACGAGGACAACAACACCAGAGUCCUGUUUGAGAGGGUGCUUACGUCUGGAAGUCUUUCCCCUGAGAAGUCUGGGGAAAUUUGGGCACGCUUUCUUGCCUUCGAGAGCAACAUCGGGGAUUUAGCCAGUAUCCUGAAGGUAGAGCGAAGACGUUUCCUGGCCUUCAAGGAUGAGUACGAGGGCAAGGAGACGGCUCUGCUGGUGGACCGGUACAAGUUUAUGGAUCUGUAUCCUUGCUCACCCUGCGAGCUCAAAGCCCUCGGCUACAAGGAUGUGUCUCGUGCCAAAUAUGCAGCAAUGAUCCAAGAGGCUGUGGUUGCUCCAUCUGCACCAACGCUGAAGGAUGAAGCCGACCGCAAACCCGAGUACCCCAAACCCGACACUUGCCAGAUGAUCCCUUUUCAACCACGACAUCUCGCCCCUCCUGGACUUCACCCUGUUCCUGGAGGAGUGUUUCCUGUCCCACCCGCUGCUGUUGUUCUCAUGAAGAUCCUCCCGCCUCCCAGCUGCUUUACAGGUCCUUUUGUGCAAGUUGACGAGAUGAUGGAGACUCUCAGAAGAUGUGUACUUCCAGAGACCGUAGAUGCUGCUGUAGAGUUGAUCACCGGCAAACAGUUAGAGAUGAGCAGCGAGGGAAACGGUCCUGUGGAGAACCAUGGAAUGGCAAACAAAUCCUUAAAAAGGCCAAACGCGGAUUCGGAUGAAGAGGAAGACAAAGGGUCCGUCGCACCUCCGAUUCACGACAUCUAUCGAGCACGACAGCAGAAGAGGAUUCGAUGAGCUUGCAACACACGCCCCCAUGCGCUCCUCUGUCUGAACAUCACCCAUGCCUACAACGAACAAUGAAACCUGUAUCCACCCCUGUGUGUCACACCUGACUGAAGGAGUGCCGAUUCCCUGGUGUUUUACUGUGAACCCUGCACACGUCGACCGAAGGGGCCAGGAAAGUUUCUCUCCGGGUUGACUUGUUUCCCAGCAGGGCUUUGGGAGUCUUUGAACUGAUCGCUAGAGAUAAUCCCAUUACCGUCAUUCAUCUCGGAUCGCGUUCGUUUUCGUUCUGUGCUUUUUUUUUAAGCAGUUUUAUUUUUUAAAACUGGGUGGUUUAUACUGU
This is a messenger RNA of Misgurnus anguillicaudatus (oriental weatherfish), 2664 nucleotides long. It is a transcript of the gene cstf3, whose product is annotated as cleavage stimulation factor, 3' pre-RNA, subunit 3. Gene Ontology annotation, molecular function: mRNA binding; protein binding. Gene Ontology annotation, cellular component: nucleus. The record is from RefSeq and is a predicted model, not a curated record. Gene Ontology annotation, biological process: mRNA 3'-end processing. Lineage: Eukaryota; Metazoa; Chordata; Actinopteri; Cypriniformes; Cobitidae.